This is a messenger RNA of Aureobasidium pullulans EXF-150, 966 nucleotides long. RefSeq names its product actin depolymerizing protein. The transcript is spliced from 3 exons. Gene Ontology annotation, biological process: barbed-end actin filament capping; actin filament depolymerization. The record is from RefSeq and is a predicted model, not a curated record. Gene Ontology annotation, cellular component: actin filament; cytoplasm. Bases 1 to 966 code for a protein of 321 amino acids. Gene Ontology annotation, molecular function: actin monomer binding; actin filament binding. NCBI's taxonomy places the organism in Eukaryota, Fungi, Ascomycota, Dothideomycetes, Dothideales, Saccotheciaceae.
AUGCAGUCAGGAAUCUCAGCAUCCAAAGAAUUGCAGGAUGCAUUCAACAACCUCGUGUCUUCAUCAUCACAACGAGGCCUCCUGGCAACGAUAAAGAACGAGACCCUCGUACCCCUCGAAACGAUCCAAGCCAAUGGAGACUUCCGCAGCGACCUUUCCGGCCUCUCGCAACACCUCACAAAGGACGAAGCAAGAUACAUUCUGCUCAAGCAAGAUGGCUCGGCAGCCGACGGCUACGUCGCCGUAACAUACGUACCCGACACAGCCAAUGUACGCCAAAAGAUGCUGUUUGCCUCGACACGCCUGACACUGGUGCGCGAAUUGGGAGUCGAGCGUUUCCGCGAGACUGUCUUCUGCACUACUGCUGAGGAGCUCACGCCCGAGGGCUGGGAUCGCCAUGAGAAGCACAACCGUUUGGAUGCUCCUUUGACUGAGGAAGAGGCUGGUCUGAAACACAUCAAAGAUGCCGAGGCACAGGAGAGCGGUGGUACCGGUGGUAGAAGUCUGCCCAGCGCGGGUAUUGCACUCAACCUUGGAGACGAGGUCAGCAAUGCCCUCGAGAGCCUCAAGGAUUCUCGUGAGGGCUCGCUGGUCAUGAUUAAAAUCGACGUGGCUACCGAGACACUACACCUCGACGCCUCGAAGCAGGACAUCCAACCCGCCGACCUCAGCUCCGAGAUCAGCUCGUCCGAACCUCGUUACUCCUUCUACAACUACCCUGGACAGCAGGGUGUCGUAUUCAUGUACAGCUGCCCCAGCAAGAGCAAGAUCAAGGAACGCAUGGUUUACGCUUCGUCUCGCUCGCAGCUUGUCACUCUGGCCUCGAACGUUGGUCUGAACAUCACAAAGAGACUCGAAGCCAGCUCGCCUGAUGAAUGGUCAGCAGCCACUUUGGCAUCUGAAUUCCAGGAGCAAAAGGUGGAGAGUAAAGGCUUCGCCAGACCCAAGAGACCUGGAAGAAGAUAG